AUGCUGCGGCAGAAUGCUGAUGUUGUCAUAGGACCUCCAUGUCCCGAAGCAGGUUUGAUAAUGGCGCAUCUCUCAAAUGUUUAUAAAAAGGCCUGGUUAGGAUGGGGAUACGUCAACGAUCCAGAAUUUUCUCUUGGAGACAAAUAUCCGUUCAUUUCGACGCUAGCAGCGUCAGCUAAUACGUAAGU
This is a messenger RNA of Strongylus vulgaris, 188 nucleotides long. Lineage: Eukaryota; Metazoa; Nematoda; Chromadorea; Rhabditida; Strongylidae. The record is from the annotation of a GenBank genome assembly.